Quercus robur (English oak) is the source of this 4235-nucleotide messenger RNA. RefSeq names its product disease resistance protein RPV1-like. Gene Ontology annotation, molecular function: ATP hydrolysis activity; ADP binding. The record is from RefSeq and is a predicted model, not a curated record. The transcript is spliced from 7 exons. Bases 484 to 3804 code for a protein of 1106 amino acids. Gene Ontology annotation, biological process: signal transduction; defense response. Lineage: Eukaryota; Viridiplantae; Streptophyta; Magnoliopsida; Fagales; Fagaceae.
GUCCUCUCCUCUCCUUAUCCAAAAAGUCUAAACAAAUGGCUCAAAUCUCUCUCUCACUCUGAAGAAGAAGCAGCGGCAGAGCUGUAGUUUCCUCUCUUUCUCUGUUUCCUCCAAAGCCUAGUUCGGCUCCUCGCCUAAAUUAAGAGAUAUUUCUUAUUUCAUAAUCAUUUUCUCACAUAUUCUCACAUAUUCUCUGUUACUUUUUUUUUUUUUUUUUAGAUUCUUUGUUACCAUUUUUUUUUUUUUUUAAGAUUUUAGUUCAAAGUUUGUUUGGCAUAAAAAAAGUUUGAGGGUGUUCCUCAUUUUUUUUUUUUAAGGGUAGAUAAAUAAAAAAUUUUAAAUUAUUACAUAUAAUUUUUUUUGUCUUCAGAGGUCAGGGUGUUCCUGGGAACACCCUGAACCAAACGUAGCGUCGCCACUUCACAUCUUUGGUCUUUUACCUUCUCCUCCUCUUUUUACAUCUUCUUAAUCUUUCUCAUACCAAUGGCUUCCUCUUCUUCUUCUUUUUCUUCUAUUUCUUCCACUCACCAAUGGAAUUAUGAUGUUUUUUUAAGCUUUAGAGGUGAAGAUACCCGCGAUGAUUUUACAAGCCAUUUACAUAAUACUUUUUGUGACAAGGGUUUUGACACCUUCGUUGAUAAUGACCUUCCAAGAGGAGGAGAAAUUUCAAUUGAACUUCUUGAAGCCAUUGAAUCAUCAAAAGUUUCAAUCAUUGUGUUCUCUGAAAACUAUGCUUCUUCUACUUGGUGUUUGGAUGAACUUGUCAAGAUUCUUGAGUGUAAAAAAAAUAUUGGCCAAUUAGUUGUACCUGUUUUUUACAAAGUGGAUCCAUCAGAAGUACGUGGUCAAAAGAGAGAGUUUGGGGUGGCCUUAACAGAACAUGAAGAAAAAUUCAAAAAUAAUAUUGACAAGGUGCAGAAUUGGAGAAUGGCUUUAAAGGAAGUUAGUGGUUUGUCUGGAUGGCACUAUAAGAAUGGUGACACUGAAGCUAAAUUUAUCCAAACAAUUGUUGAAAAUAUACCAAAAUACACGCCAAUACCUGUUGAAAAAUACCUUGUUGGAGUAAAACCUCGUGCCAAGGAUGUAGAAUCGCUUUUAAGUAUGGAGUUAGAUGAAGUUCGCAUAGUAGUGAUUCAUGGCCUUCCUGGAAUAGGCAAGACUACAAUUGCAAAAGCAGUUUAUAACAGAAUUGCUAAAUAUUUUCAUCGAAGCAGUUUUUUAGAGUGUGUUAGAGAAACUUCGAAGACGGAGGAGGGCAUUAUCAAACUACAACGUCAACUUCUUAAAGAGAUUUUAGGGGAUGAAAAAUUGAAAAUUCACAGCACAUCCAAAGUAAUCAAAUUGAUAAAAAAUAGACUUCGUAGUAAAAAUGUUCUUUUAGUUCUUGAUGAUGUGGAUAAAUUGAAAAGAAUAGAAAAAUUGUUUGGAGAUUUUAAUUGGUUUACUUCAAGAAGCAGAGUCAUUAUAACAACAGCAGCAGAUCCACAAUUGUUAGAUCCUCUUGGAAAAGUUUAUACAACUUAUGAGGUCAAGGAAUUAGACAAACAUGAAGCUCUUCAACUCUUUCAAAAACAUGCCUUCCCUGGAAAGAAACCCAAUGAAGAUUAUUUUGAACUUACAAACCAAGUUAUACAGUAUGCCCAAGGCCUUCCACUCGCUGUUGUAAUAAUAGCUCGUGAUUUGUGUGGAAAAACUAAACCUAAAUGGGAAAGUGCAUUACAUAAGUAUAACGAAAUUCCCAAUAAAGACAUUCAACAAGUACUUGAAGUAAGUUAUUAUGGACUGGAUGGAAACGAACAAGAUAUUUUCCUCGAUAUUGCAUGUUUCUUCAAGGGAUGGACCAAGGAUUAUGUUGUAGAUAUAUUAAAUGGUUGUGAUUUAUUUGCAGAUGAUGGUAUUCCAAGACUUGUUGAUAAAUGUCUCAUUACUGUGGAUCGUUAUGGUAAAUUGUUAAUGCAUGACCUAAUACAAAAAAUGGGUAGGGAAGUUGUUCGACAAGAAUCUACACAUAUUCUUGGAAAACGUAGCAGGUUAUGGCAUCAUAAAGAUGCUCUUGAAGUACUAAUUGGAAAUAAGGGAUCAGACAAAAUUCGAGGUAUAAUAUUGCAUUCACCUCGAUCGGUAAAGGUGCCACUACACACUCAAGCUUUCAAAAGGAUGACAAAUCUCAGGAUACUUAUUGUUAAAAACUUACAUAUUUGUAAAGCAAUUCAAUAUUUUCCCAACGGGAUAAGAUUUCUUAGUUGGCCUGAAUAUCCAUUUCCCUUGCCAUCCAACUAUUAUCCUCAACAACUUGUUAGUCUCGAUAUGCCAUGUAGUCGCAUUGGGUUGGAACAGCUAUGCAAUCAGGAGUUCCAGUUAGAAAAUAUGAAACAUCUCAAUCUCAGUGGUUGUAAAUUUAUAACCAAAUUACCUGCUUUAUGCACCCCAAACUUGGAGACAUUGAAUCUUUCUGAUUGUGAAAAUUUAGUUAAGAUUCAGGGGUCGGGUGAAUUUCUUCAUAAGCUUAAAAGGUGGAAUCUUGAUUAUUGCAAAAAACUUCAAAAUAUUCCAAACAACCUCAUGUUGACAUCUCUUGAAGUUCUUGAGGAAUUAACCCUUUAUAAAUGCAAAAACCUUCGGGAUCUUCCAGAUGGCAUUUAUAAAUUGCAACAGCUUCAGAAGUUGAAGACUCCUACUGCCAAAUUGAGACCGACAUGCAAUUCUUUUGAUAGCUCCUCCGGUUAUGGGUUUCUGAAGUUGAGAAGACUGGUUUUCAGUUACAAUACAAGCAUAAUUGAAUUAGAUCUUUUGAUGAAGCCAGAUUACUUCCCCGCAUUGGAAGGUCUACAUCUAUCUAAAACCAAUAUUAUUACCAUCCCCGAAAGCAUUAGCAGAUUUCCUAGAUUAUUGAUGCUUGAUAUUGAGAAUUGCAAGCACCUUCGUGAAGUUCAAGGACUUCCACAAUCGAUAGGUAUGGUUUAUGCAGAAAAUUGCCCGUUGUUGGAUUACGAAUCACCAAGUGGGCUAAUGAAUCAGGUAAUAGAAAUUAUGGGGAUUUUACCGAAUGGAGUAUGUGGUAAUGCAAGAAGCAAUGAAUUAAUGGAUCCACAGUUCACCGAUCGCUUCCCAUCUGAAACCGAGGGUGCUCAAUCUGAAUCUGAAUCUGAAGAUGAGGCGAUUACUCUUAGGGUAUCGGGAACUGAGAUUCCAUGGUUCAAUCAUCAAAGUGUUGAAAGUAAUUCCAUAUUGUUCUGGGUUGGUCGCAAAUUUCCAAAAUUGGCUCUCUAUUUUGCUUUUGGAACAGUUUCCAUCGCCUGUGUUUGCCAUGUUGACAUUUCCAUCAAUGGUUGUAAAAAAAGUGAGGGUCUGGACCAAUUUCGAAUUGAUAAUAAUCUUCUGCGCUUAUAUUUUCUACCUCAACGGCUUCUGCAGUAUCAUUUGAAUAAAUCAAAUCCAACUGACCAGAAUUAUGUUGAGAUUACAUAUGAAACCCGUGGGCAUGUUGGUCAACCCAAUGCAGAGCCACCAAUAAAAGCCACAAGGUGGGGGGUCCACGUAGAGUGCAUCUGUCCUCCUCAAGAAUAUGGUAUACCUAACUUACCCCUUCUAACUGCUGGACAAGAUGAUGAUGAUGUUGAUUACUGGAGCGAGUUGCCAUUUUAUGGAUCUGAUGAUUUGGAAGCAGAAGAAGAAGAAUAUCAGUCUCCUCUGGUCCUUAAUGACACAUCUAGGUCCUGCAUGAGUUGGCUAGUUGGCCCAACCACCAUGGUUUUUUCGAUUUUGCUGCUCAGAAGAUUCUUGAUGAAACCAAGGACAUUUUGAUGAGCUCUGAAGGAAUAUGCCUCAAUCAAAAAAUUACAUUGAAACUGUUUCUCCUCUGUCAUUUCUUUUGCAUUUCAUGCCAAGUUGACUGGGAUGGUUGCAGUUAAAGUCACUGGAACAUUUGAUAUAGUGAGGAUGGCAGGGCCAUGACUUCAUUAUUGUUAGGAUGGCAACUGUAGAGGCUGUUAUAACUCUUUUAUUCCAUAAGUUUUCGAGUUUAAAAUUAUCUUUCUAUCCUUUAGGAUCCUCUAUCCGCAUUUUAUAGCCAAUUCUUUAAAGCUCAAACUAAAUCUUCAAAGUAGUUACAAGUCACACUUUUUUCCAUUAGAUUACAAGACAAGCAUUAACAGGAAAGUUCCAAUUUCAAGUCAGUCUUAUGCAAGUAGAAAGGAUAGUCAGAAAAUGAAAAUAAGCAUUUAAUAGGUUAACCC